Molecule: messenger RNA, 687 nt
Organism: Miscanthus lutarioriparius
Lineage: Eukaryota; Viridiplantae; Streptophyta; Magnoliopsida; Poales; Poaceae
Source: the annotation of a GenBank genome assembly
AUGUGUCCGAUCAAGAAGGAGAUGAGCGCCGAGUCAAGCUCGCCGUGCAGCUGGGCAUCGGCCUCGUCGGAGCACCACCAGACUGUGUGGACGUCGCCGCCGAAGAGGCCGGCGGGGCGGACCAAGUUCCGGGAGACGCGGCACCCCGUGUUCCGCGGCGUCCGGCGCCGGGGCAACGCCGGAAGGUGGGUGUGCGAGGUGCGCAUGCCGGGGAGGCGCGGCUGCAGGCUCUGGCUCGGCACGUUCGACACCGCCGAGGGCGCCGCGCGGGCGCACGACGCUGCCAUGCUCGCCAUCGCCGGCGCGGGCGCGUGCCUCAACUUCGCCGACUCCGCGUGGCUGCUCGCGGUCCCGGCCUCGUACGCCAGCCUCGCCGAGGUCCGCCACGCGGUCGCCGAGGCCGUGGAGGACUUCCAGCGCCGAGAGGUGCUCCCGGAGGGGGAGGAGGACGCGCGGUCGGCCGCGUUGUCGGCGCCUUCCUCCCCCGCCGCCAGCGUCAAGGACGAGGUCUCCACCGACGGGGAGGAGUCCUCGCCGUUCGAGCUCGACGUGUUCAAUGACAUGAGCUGGGACUUGUACUACGCGAGCAUGGCGCAGGCGAUGCUCAUGGAGCCGCCGUCGGCGGUCCCGGCGUUCGGCGACGACGGCUACGCCAACGCCGGCGAUAUAGCACUGUGGAGCUACUAG